GCGACAGACCGUGUUCCGCGCCGCAGAACAACAUCUUAAGAUCAGUGUAGCUCUAACGUGCGUGUGAGUCAAAUAUAAUCAAAUUUAUUACAGAUAUCAAACGCACACACAUUAACAGCGCGGCGUGUGUGCUGACAGAGUUGCUCUGCUAAAUAGAUGUCAACUGGGUGAGUGGCCAUGCACAACUCAAUAGUUUUGUGUCUGUCCACUUGUUAGUCAACAGCAAGUGCCCUUGUUAUGCAACAUGCUGUGGCGGAGUUCCUGGAAGUGUCCUGCCAGCGGGCCUUCCUGAAGCCCACCCAUGCCCGUCAUCCCCAUCCCUCGGAGGGUCCGCUCCUUCCACGGCCCUCACACCACCUGCAUGCACUCGGCCUGCAGCCCAGCGUGCACCACUCAGCUCGUACGCACCAAGUACAACAACUUUGACCUAUACCUGAAGUCCCGAUGGAUGUAUAGUUUCGUCCGCUUCCUUCUCUACUUCGGCUGCAGCCUAUUGACCUCGCUCCUCUGGGUGGCGCUGUCCGCUCUCUUCUGCGUGCAGUACGUCAGCGUGCGUGUUUUCCUUCGCCUUCAGUACAAGCUGUCCGUCAUUCUCCUGCUGCUGGGUCACAGACGACUGGACUUUGGCGUCAUCAAUGAUCUCUUCAUAUACAGCAUGCACGUGACCAUGUUUCUGAUCGGAGGGCUGGGUUGGUGUUUCAUGGUCUUUGUAGAUAUGUAAAGUUCUGACUGGUUAAAUCACACAUGAAAAGAUGUAUGCCUCUUGAUUUGCUGUAUGAGCAUGAUGGGCACAUGUGUUGUGACAAUGAACUUUUAUGAACUUCUGCUAGUCUUACCCACUGAAGUAGACUGUUUCUAUUGCUUUAGCUACAAAUCCUAAUCCCCGAUCUUCAAAAUGUUAGCAAAAACAAACUAUUAAAAAGCAGAGGCAUACUACCAUGCUAUUCUUACUAUUUGUAUAUAGAUUGUAUGUUAUACUUUGUAUGAAUUAAACGUGUUAUGUGUUGUAUUAACACUCUUCAAAGGGUAGUAUGAGUUACUUUUGUUUAUUAUGUCAGUACACUGUUUCAUGCAUUUUAGUAUCUGCAUGUGUUCUACAUUAAACCCUCAUGUUUGGAUUUCAGAAGGUCUUUUAUUGCGCUUUCUCUUCCUUCUGUACAUAUACUUCGACAGCCUUCACUAAUGGUCACUUUCAGCUUACUUGCGGCAAUCAGAUGAGAUUAUUUGUGUGGUGCCAAUCAGAGCAUGUUACAUUAGUGUGGUGGUUUUGGUGCCAGGCUGGCAUUAAACUCAAGUGAGUUAGCACAAUCUGCUGUUGUUU
This is a messenger RNA of Xyrauchen texanus (razorback sucker), 1321 nucleotides long. RefSeq names its product transmembrane protein 250. The coding region runs from base 302 to 721 and encodes 139 amino acids. The transcript has 2 exons. The record is from RefSeq and is a predicted model, not a curated record. NCBI's taxonomy places the organism in Eukaryota, Metazoa, Chordata, Actinopteri, Cypriniformes, Catostomidae.